Molecule: messenger RNA, 813 nt
Organism: Arachis duranensis
Lineage: Eukaryota; Viridiplantae; Streptophyta; Magnoliopsida; Fabales; Fabaceae
Exons: 1
Coding region: 1-813 (270 amino acids)
Molecular function (GO): catalytic activity
Source: RefSeq, a predicted model, not a curated record
AUGGAGUUACGGGGUGAUGGAAAGAUUAGAAUGAUGACGGAUCUAAAGAAUAAACACAGAUUAGAUCUGUUGGGUUUGAUUGAGACUAAAAGACAAGUAGUGACGAGGCUUGACGUUAUAAGAAUAUGGGGGCAAGAUGGUGCGGGAUGGGAAUACAUAGGCUCUGAGAGUACAGCAGGUGGACUCUUGUUAAUAUGGGAUGAAUCAGUGUUUAAAAUGAAUAACUGCUAUAAGGUAGAGAUAUGGUUGUGUGUUGAAGGGGUCCUGGUAAAGAGUAGUUUCAAUUGCACCUUUUUCUUAGUUUAUGGUGCACACAACAGGGAUGAGAAAGUGCAGGUGUGGGAGGAGCUGAGCUACAUGACUGGGUUAUGUCAGAUUUCUUGUUGUUACAUGGGAGAUUUCAAUGAAAUAGUACAUGUAGAGGAAAAACAAGGUAUUGUUGUUUUACAUCGGUCUACGGAUGACUUCAAGAAUUGGAUAAAAGAUAUGCACUUAGUGAAUUUGCCGCUCACUGAUCGAAAGUUCACAUGGUUUCGGGGGCAUUCUUGCAGUCGUAUAGAUAGAGCUCUGGUUAGCUUAGAGUGGCUAGAAGAGUUUUCUGAGACCCAGUUACAAGGUGGACCUAGGGGCUUAUCAGAUCAUUGUCCUAUUUUAGUAGAAGACAAGAAGCUGAGGGGAGGUCCAAGGCCGUUCCGAAGCCUUGAUUCCUGGUUUACACAUGAAGGCUUUCUCAGAAUGGUGAAGGAGGAGUGGAGAGGAUUGAGGGAGAUACAGUUCACGGAUAAAUUGAAGGCUUUGAUGACUCCGAUAUGA